Messenger RNA from Beta vulgaris subsp. vulgaris (sugar beet), 2111 nucleotides. Its product is annotated as protein IQ-DOMAIN 5. The coding region runs from base 467 to 1753 and encodes 428 amino acids. NCBI's taxonomy places the organism in Eukaryota, Viridiplantae, Streptophyta, Magnoliopsida, Caryophyllales, Amaranthaceae. The transcript is spliced from 7 exons. The record is from RefSeq and is a predicted model, not a curated record. Gene Ontology annotation, molecular function: protein binding.
UUUCAUUCCUCGAAUCCCGUGAUUGACUCUUUGGUUGCAUGCUUUUUGAAAGCGACUUCUCAUCUUCUUUAACAAACCCACCAUUAAAACGACGUCGUUUUAUCACACAGGCUCAUUUUAGCCUUCAUCGGUCCACACUCCACACCCACUUCUGCCACCUUCUUUUUGGGGUUUAUGAAAGAAAAGCGUCAGAAAAAACUUCCUUAAAAAUCCCAUCAGAUAGAAUCAUCAAAGAAUAAGAAGAUGAUGAAGAGAGAGAAAAAAAAUGAUUGACUGAUGGUUAAGAAAACAAAGAGUGACAAAUUUCUGUACUUUGUAAGUAGUUUAAGUUCAAUAAGAAAAUACCCACUUCAAUUUAAGUAGAGUGAGAGAUUUUGUCACCUCAAAAAUUUUACACUUUUACUUAUUCAUCUCCAUUUUCAAUUUUUUUUUCUGGUGAAGCAAGGUCAAGUUAUCAACAGGUGAUAUGGGUGUACCUGGAAAAUGGAUAAAAGCCCUGGUUGGUUUAAAGAAGUCGGAAAAGUCACCAUCCUCGGUAAAAGAUGUAAAUAGAGCAAGGACUGCUGGAGAAUCUCGACAUCGCAGGAAUCAUUCUAUUGAGAUAGAUAACAAUGCACUUACAGGAGAACAAGGCCAAAAUAUUGAGUCUUGGGGUGCAAAUGUCGGGCAAGUUUCUGAUGCUGCUGCCUCCCCAUCAACCUCUAUCCCACUGCAGUCUGAAGCUGAUGAACAUCUGAUGAACCGAGUAGAAUGGGCAGCCACUUACAUUCAAACAUCUUUUCGUGGAUUUCUGGCGAAGAGAGCUUUGAGAGCAUUAAAAGGAUUAGUACGACUCCAAGCACUUGUCAGAGGGCAUGCUGUGAGAAAGCAAGCUGCAAUAACCCUUCGAUGUAUGCAAGCGUUGGUGAGAGUUCAAGCUCGGGUACGAGCAAGGCGUGUGCGUUUGGCAUUAGAAAGUGAGACAUCACAACAAAAUUCCCAUCAACAACUUCUACAGGAUGUCCGUGUUCGAGAGAUAGAGGAAGGAUGGUGUGACAGUACUGGCUCUGUAGAACAAAUUCAAGCUAAGUUGCUGAAGAGGCAGGAGGCUGCUGCUAAGCGCGAGAGAGCUAUGGCAUAUGCCUUGGCUCACCAGUGGCAGGCAGGAUCAAGACAGCUAGCUACUGCUGCCUCUGGCUUUGAGCCAGAUAAAAAUAGCUGGGGUUGGAAUUGGUUAGAGAGAUGGAUGGCUGUACGUCCUUGGGAAAAUCGAUUCCUUGACAUCAAUCUGAAAGAUGGUGUACAGAUAGUAGGUGGUGGAGAUGGUGAGGGUACGAAUGAGACUAAAAUACAAAUGAAAUCUUCUGGAAGGAAGCCUAUUUCAGCAAACCCCCCUGGACAAAAACCAGUUCCAUCUAACUCUGACGGAUCUUCGCCUAGCAAGUCAGCAGGUACCCAUGAAGCAUCCAACUCAAUGACCUCCAAGCAAAAAUCCAAACAACUGCACGAAGACCCUGUUGAAGAAGCCAGCUCAAGACCUCCCCCUAGCUCAAGGUCCCGCAGCACCCCCAAAGAAAGAAUUGUUCAAGACGUGAAGUCUCAAAAACGUUUGUCUUUGCCUAGUAAUGCAGGAAAUCAAGGGGCUCAAACAGCCAAGACACUAACAAAAACUGCUGUCAAAAGGACUCCGGCAACAAGAAAGCCGAUCAAGGAUAGAACCAAAUCAGUCGGAAAUCAUGCAAAACAGGCCCAACAACGGGCCAUCGAUGUUUAGCCCAGCUGCACUUUCCAAAACACGAAAAUUGUCUCGUAAAUUAUCAUGGUGUGGUCUAUUAGGUGUAAAUAUGGAGUUUCUUGAAGCAUGAAAGCAGAUUAUCAUGCUACUUCUAGUGAGCUGUUUUGAGGCUUCUGGUACACCUACCCCUUACAGUAUAGAGAAUAUCAGCUGAUGCCUCAAUGUAUUAAUAAAGUUUGGACUUGGUAGCUGUAACUUGUAUGUUGUAUCUGUGUAAUUGUGUAAUUUAUGCGUGUAAUAUGGGCAAAUUAGUCAUUGACAUUGCCCUUUGGUGUAAUGUACGCGAAGGUGUUAAGUAUUUCACGUUAUAUAUUGUUACUAUAUGCAAUUUUUUCAA